AUGGACCCAAAUACCCUCCUCCAGUGCUUUGCAAGCACCCUAGAGGUCCAGCAGGCUGUCCGUGAACAGGCCGAGGCCCAACUUCGCCAGCUCGCGGAUUCUCCGGGGUUUUUAGGCGCCUGUCUUGAUAUAAUCGCCGCCAACGAUGCUCCAUCGCACUGUCGCAAGGCUGCGGCGGUGUACUUCAAGAACCGCGUGGUGCGGUAUUGGCGCGAGGCCGACAGAAUCGACGAGGGCGAAAAACCGGUGCUUAGAGAGCGGUUAUUGCCUGUAAUGUGCGGUGUGGACUGGCCCAAUAAACAUCAAUUGCUUCCUGUGUUGAGGGCAAUUGUCAGCAGCGACUAUCCGGCGCAGUGGCCGCAGCUCCUCAAUGAUGUGGGUGUACUUUUGCAGAAAAACGACAACGUGCACGAGUUGUACACCGGUAUUGUGUGCUUUGCAGAGGUAUGUAGAUCGUAUAGAUGGGUGGAAAACCACGAGCGUCUGGAGUCCUUGGACCCGAUCAUCGUGCAGGUUUUCCCCCACUUGCUCAGCGUAGGAAACGCCAUCUUGGAUGGCGAGAUCACAGAGGUGUCUGCCGAUGUCUUGAAACACAUCUUGAAGUGCUACAAGUUCGUCACUUACCAUGACUUGCCCGCCGUUCUCCAAACCAAGGAGGCGCUCGUUGCGUGGGGUGAAUUCCACUGCCGUGUCAUCAGCACCGAGCCCCCUGCGUACGUUGCUUCUAGCACCUCCGAUCUGGAGUCGUCGCAGACCCAGGUUUCUAGAAGUUACAAGUGGUCUGUUGCCAAUAUCGAGCGUCUCUUCCGUAGAUACGCCUCCAAGAGUUUAUCGUCGCGGUUCCUGUACGAGAACUUCAAGACCAUGUUCGUCAGCGACGUUCUUCCUCACGUCAUGUCUAUCUACUUGGGACUCAUGGAGAAGUGGUGUCGCGGAGAGAGAUGGCUUCCAAAAUCGGCGUUGUACCAUCUUUUGGAAUUCUUGAGUCACUGUGUCACACAAAAGGAGUCCUGGAAGACCAUCAAGCCGUUCUUCGAGAGCAUUGUCACACACUUCAUUUACCCUCUCUUGUGCCCAUCAAAUGAGACCCUCGAACUAUUCGAGACCGAUCCAGCUGAUUACAUCAACUCCAAAUUGGACAACUUCGAUGACUCAGAACCAGAUGUGGCUGCAUUGGGCUUGCUUGUCACCUUGGCUACCAAGAGAAAGAAGUCCACUUUACAGCCAAUGGUUGCAUUUGCAUACAACCAACUUACCACUCUUUGCCUGCAACCAGAGGACUUGGAAGUGGCUAGAAAGAAGGAUGGUGCUUUGCGGUUGAUUGGUGGUAUUUCUCACCUCUUGACCCAAACUGACUCGCCAUUCUACACCCAGAGCGCCGGCUUCUUGAAGGAGAUGGUCCUUCCAAACUUGGCUUCCAAACACGAGUUUCUUGUGGCUCGUUCUCUAGAUGUUUGUGGUCUCUUUGCUGAUGCGCCAAUCGAGGACCCAGAGACUUUGUCUUUGUUGUUCAAUGGUAUUUUGCAGCCAUUCACGUCUGACAGCAGCAAUGUCAGUCUUCCAGUCCUUUUGCAAAGUGCAUUGGGCAUCCAGGCAUACAUUCACCAUCCUCAAUUCCAACAAAUUCUUUCAAACGUCAUUUUGCCAACGAUGCUGAAGCUUCUUGAGCUUUCUAACGAGAUUGAUAACGAGUCUGUGUCUGUUGUGAUGCAAGAAUGCGUGGAAAACUUCUCUCAACAACUCCAGCCUUUCGGUGCUGACUUGAUGAAGAAUUUGGUCGACCAGUUUUUGCGUUUGUGCUCUGAGUUGAAGGAGGCAACUGACAAUGAAGAAUUCGACGUCUACAACGAUGAGACGGCCGACAAAACGACUGCCGCCAUCGGUUUGCUCAACACUAUGAUCACUGUUCUCUUGUCGUUCGAGAACUCUCGCGAGGUCUGUAUCCAUCUCGAAGAGACUUUCUCUCCUGCCAUAGAGUUCGCACUCACCAACGAGAUUGACGAGUUCUUCACGGAAAUUGGAGAGUUGAUUGAAAAUUCCAUCUUCCUUUUGCGUAGUGUCACUCCAGUGAUGUGGGGACACUUUGCUCAACUUAACAAAGUCUUCACCAACGGUUUUGGCUUAAUGUACGCAGAUGAGCUCUUCCCAUGUUUGAAGAACUAUAUGGUGUACGGCUCAGACCAUUUGGCUGCCCACCCAGAGCUCGUUGCUUCGUUCAUCAACAUUAUUGAGCUCAUUGCUAAAGGUGAAGAAGAUGACACUGAAAGCUACGAAGCUGUGACUCAGGGUCUUGAGCUUGCCCAAACAUUGAUUCUCAGUUUGCAGCACAACUCCACUCCUUACGUUGGCCAACUCUGCCAAAGCUUCUUGCCUCUUCUUGUACAAACAGUUUCGGACCCAUCUCAUAUCAAAAUGAGUGCUAUGGUUGUCCACUCGAUCAACUUCGUUGUGUCCUGUCUUGUCUAUGGACUCAACAACACAUUCGCCAUGCUUGAAGAGUUGCAAUAUUUGCCUACUUUCUUCAAUCUGUGGUUCGCAUUGAUUCCUAAGUUUAAGAAGGUCUACGACAUAAAGCUUUCCAUUCUUGGUCUUGUGAGUUUGGUGAACAACCCUGAGUCCAUGCAAGUUGUUCCUGGCGGGGCCAAUGCUGUUGGAUCCAGUCUCUCCAUUUUGUUCAAGGAGUUGCCAGCUGCGAUCCGCAACCUUGACAAGCAGAGAAAAGAGUUCAGCACUGAUCAGUUUGAGUACGACAAUGCGAUGUUCGGCUCGGGUCCUUCAUAUGAUGAAGAGGACAGUGAUUUUGAGGACGAGGCUCCAUCCGCUGAUGCCACAGCAGAGUCGAAUGAUGUUUCCAAGGAGAAGGCACUUGAAAUGCUCAAGCAAGAAAGCGGAUACUUCUCGUCAUUUGAUGAUGAGGAAGAAGCUAUUCAUGAAGACUUUUUGGGUGUCUCGCCACUUGAUACUGUCGACCCAUUUGCCAUUUUCAAGGAGUUUUCCACCACUUUACAGGUCAAUAAUCCGGCAUUAUAUGGCGCUGUGUUCAACGGCCUUGCUGAAGAGGAGAGACAAAUUUUCAUCGACAUAUUUAGCGUUCUGAACUAA
Molecule: messenger RNA, 3102 nt
Organism: Australozyma saopauloensis
Lineage: Eukaryota; Fungi; Ascomycota; Pichiomycetes; Serinales; Metschnikowiaceae
Gene: NMD5
Product: Nmd5p
Exons: 1
Coding region: 1-3102 (1033 amino acids)
Biological process (GO): protein import into nucleus
Cellular component (GO): cytosol; nuclear envelope
Molecular function (GO): small GTPase binding
Source: RefSeq, a predicted model, not a curated record